Eimeria mitis is the source of this 441-nucleotide messenger RNA. RefSeq lists its product as uncharacterized. The coding region runs from base 1 to 441 and encodes 146 amino acids. Lineage: Eukaryota; Apicomplexa; Conoidasida; Eucoccidiorida; Eimeriidae. The transcript is spliced from 3 exons. The record is from RefSeq and is a predicted model, not a curated record.
AUGGGAGAAGGUACACUCGCUGCCGCGAGUGCAUGCGCCCUGCAGCAGCAGCAGCAGCAGCAACAGCAGCAUGAGGAGCAGCAGCAGCAACAGCAGCAGCAGCAGCAGCACCAGCAGCAGCAGCAACAGCAACAGCAGCAGCAGCAGCAACAGCAGCAGCAACGACAGCAGCAGCAGCAGCAGCAACAGCAGCAGCAGCAGCAGCAGCAAACGUACUACAAGGAAGAACUUGCAGAACCGGGUACCGAUGACACCAACACCAGGCGCAGCAGCGACGGAGCCGCUAAACCCCCGAAAGCAGCAGCAGCAGCAAACGCAAUAGCAGCAACAACAGCUCCAGCAUCAACAGCAGCAGCAGCAGCAGCAGCAACAACAGCAGCAGCAGCAGCAGCAGCAGCAAACGUACUACAAGGAAGAACUUGCAGAACCGGGUACCGAUGA